CGGCCGCUUGGAGCGGCUCAAACGGCGCGUGCGCGGAUGUCCCAAAUCGCUUACCGUAGUUGUUAUGCUACGAUUGGUUGACGUACAAGUUGACAGGUCAGUGGGUUUAAAGAAGAAGCCAAAGGUGGACUGUCAGUGAUGCCUAGCACAGUGUUGUGUGGAGGAGGCCGGCUUGUCCGUUCCCAGCAACUGUUAGCUGCCCUGAAGGUCUGCAGAGUCAGAACCUUCUCUACUGCACACCCAGAUGAACCUUAUAUAGCUGUAUCACACGCAGACUCAGGCCCCAGGACUGUAUGGCCUGAUGAGAACAUGGGACCUUUCGGACCUCAGGACCAACGCUUCCAGUUGCCAGGUAAUGUCGGCUUUGACAACCACCUGGAAGGCGUGGAAGAAAAGAGGAAAACUAUUGUGGACAGGGUGGUGCCCGAUGUACUGACAGCACCAUGCAGUGCAGAGAGACACCAGUUCAUACUGGCCCAGUUUGUCAAUGAGUUCCAGGGAAAACUGGGCCCCAUAUCCAAGCGGGUUCACAAAGCUGAGCAGUAUUUUAAUAAAACAGACACAGAUUGUUCCAUCAAUUCCUGCCCGGAGCUGUUAAGAAAAGAUCUGGAGCUGUUGUUCCCGACGGCGCCCAACACGUCCAUCACGGUUGUAACAGUCUCGCAGAGGAGCGGUCGGUUGGAGGAGACGCAGCCAGACAAAGAACAGCUGCUCAACAGAUUUGUGAGCGGUGCAAAGGAGAUGUGUUUUGCGCUGUGGACCGCAGGCUACUGGGCCGACUUUAUUGACCCGACAACAGGAGAAGCUUUCUUCGCAUCCCCAGUUAGUCCAUCUGCAGGACAAACAGGGGAGGAGCCACGGCAUUCCGGAUUCCGCAUCGAGAUGUCGGGCUCCUGCACGGUUAUCCGCCACAUUCUGAGAGGAACACCUCUGUUUGUGGGGACUGUUUUCACGAAUGCACCAACACACAGUGCCAUCAUCACGCGACUACAAGGACUUUCACCAGAAUUGGAUGAAGAGGAGUGGGAAGAGGAGCGACCAAGCCGUUGGUUGUCCCUUCCGAUGAAUCGCUGCCUGCGCGCUCCUCUUCAUAUCCAGCGUGAUCAGCCAGCCUCAUGGUUUCCAAGCAGCUCUUGAAUACUGAAAUUGUUUGUAAAGCUAUAUCCCCUAUCUCAGACACUUGGUGCGGCACGUCUGGAUGUGGCAAAGGGUUUGGCUGUGAGGAGAUAUCAGACAGUGCGGCGUUCACAGUCUUCGACACCUUAGCUGCAACCAUCUCCAGCAGUUGAUCGCCACAUGGCAACUUAACGUCUCCAGCGUUUAUUGUGUCUUUGAGAGCAAGCAGAAGGGAAUCCCAAAUGCAUGCAUGAAUGUCAUCCUCUGUAACACACGAGUAGUUGAGCGCCCGAACUGGAGUGUCGCAACCUUUCCUGAAAACGGGGGUGGGGGAAAAAAAAAAGCACCUUUUAGUACAGACUUAAAGCCUGAAAGGUUCUCUCUACAAGCAUUGGACUCACUGUAUGAUCUGGGCAUGCUCUUCCACCUGAGGCACCACAACGACUAGCACUUCUUGGGAAAUUUUAUAUAGGAUACUUUGCCACAUUUUCAACAGCACCAUAAACACAUUGCAAUCAAAAUGACCAUAUUCUAUUAAUUCCCAUGUCCUGUAGGGGGGAAAUUAGCAGUUAGCCCACAACGUGUUGAACACCAUUCGGCCGAAUGGAUGAUUUGACUGUUCUGUUGUACUUACUCAGUUGUUAUGUCAUCGAGGUGUAACUGCAGUUCACGUUUGAAAAACUCUGAUGCAAGCAGUGGCAUGUUCAAGUUGCUGCACCUUAGGAAUUUGGGUUCAAUUGGGGACUGACACAAAAAAAAUAAUGAAUGCCUUGCACAAAUUAGACGGGCAAAGACCCAACACACAUGCUGUAAAUGGGUUAAAAAGGCGCACACACACACAAUUUGCUUUAUGACAUCCGGCAUAUGCAAUAUAAAAAUUGCGCCUGUACAAAAAUGUUUGAUAAUGCUCAGUUUUGAUUGACAUUAUCAGAUACAUCUUAAUUGAGCCAUAUGUUUACUGUGUUGCAGUGCUGUAGAACCAAAUUGCAUCACUCUGAGAGGUUACUUAAUGUGACGACAAGACAGGUGCGCAAUAUGAAACCGCAGGUGUCAAUUAAAAGUGAGCAUUAUUAGAUUGUGGGCAUACAAUGUUUUAUUUAUUUCAGACAUGCUACAUUAAGGAACACUACUUAAUAACAUUUUAUAUUAAAAUAAGAUAAAGGCUUUAUGGAUGAAUUACAUUAGAAAUAUUUUGUAUUCAUUAAAACUAAAAUAUGAGUAAAAUAAAAAAAAACCACAAUUCACAAAUAAAUGGUAGAAAUAAAUUAUGCAGUGAUUCGGGAAAGAAAGGUGUUGGAAAAAUUAACUAUGAAAAGCAAAUCAGAUAGAAAAAAACAGGCAUAAAGUGUUAAUACUAAAGAAAAAAUCUCUGUUAUGAGGGUGCUUCUUGCAUGGUUGGCUUGCACCCUAAACAGCGUGAAAACAACUUGUGUGAUUUACUUACUUCAUUCUGGGAGUAAACCGAUCGACACCUCUGAUCGAUAUUCAUGUUUUUUUUUCUAUGGAAGAGAAAUUCAUCUAGUUUCCUGUCUUAAUUGACCCUUUCAAAGUAGAGCCUUUAAAAUCACCGACUCGAGAAAAUAUGAACAGUUCGCCUCCUCGUCAAGACAACAAGCUUGUAGUACAAGCUGCAGCUCUGUCAUUUGACGCGUUCCACCUUGACAUUGGACGUGUUGCGUCGGAACACGACACUCUUGUCAUGUGAUGUCAUCCAACACUUCGCGCCCGCGCACACACGCACGCACUCCACUGUUUUCAGUGUUAGAUUGCAGUGAAAACCAACAAGUCAAUACAAGUACAUUUUUGACGCACAGGUAAGAUAUGUAUUGAUAUAAUAAUGAAUUGGUUGCGAUUAACGUACAAUAUUAGAACCUGUGCAGUUGUUGGAGGGGGGUCUAGCCAGGGGCGGACCUACAAUUAAGGCCAAGUAGGCGAUUGCCUUAGGCCAUUAGGGGCCCCCAACUAGCUGCCUAGUCUUGUGUAAUUAUGUUAGCAUACUAAACAAAAGAACAAAAAAGCCAUCUGAAAGCUAAAUUCAUAUGUCCCCCUCUCCCCCACACUAUAGUGGACUGUUCCAUGAGAAGCUAAUUGUGAAGCUACUUAAAAUGAAACGUAUUUACCAGAGCAGGUUUGAGAAGAGAAAACGGCGAGAGGACGCCAUAAAUAUAUUGUCGAAGGUCUCAAGAUUCUUUACGGUGUUGGUAGAAAAAAUGUCAACGAGCCGGCGCAAACUACCGCGUACUGUGAGCCAAGGUCCAGUCCUUUACAGGAUGCUGAGUUUGGUGCUGCGACACCACAUGAGAACCUAACAGCAACAAGUAGGACUUUCUUCCUUUGACAUUUAUACAGUGAGAAACAAGGAUAACAAUAUGGACGGACUUCAACAAGAUAAUGAGCAGACACAUUAUGUAUUUGUACAAAUAUGAAAAACCUCCAUUUGACUUCGGUUCCACUUAUUUUGAAGCACUCUACACUUUAGUUGCUUCACAGUGUUCAUGUCUAAAUAAGCUCUCUCACACGUGAACACCCGCCCUCCCUUUGAACACAAACUCUCCCGGUUUCUAUCUCACACACAUAAACAUGUCAUCUUUGCAAAUAGUUGAUUUUUCCCCAUUUCCAUGCCUUCCUCCUGACACUGUGUAUAGUUAUAGUGACUGUUGCCAUAUAUAUUUUUUUGGUAAUUACUUUUGUUACAUUGUAAUUGUUCAUCUUUACCAUCAAUAAAUCCAGUACACACAGUCUCUUUCUCUCUGAAACACACACGCGCACGUCUGCUGUGAUGAUGUCUGGGGUUGUUUUUGUUCAAAAUUAAAUAUCUGGCAUUUUUACACUGGUUUUAUAUCUGAAACUUUAUUUUCUCAUUCUGUUCACCCCGUAUUAAUUUAGUGCAAGGUUGUAUACUGGUAGGGGCCUUUGAGGCCGUCUUUCCUGCUUUUUUGUGUUAAAAGAACAUAUGAAGAGGGCCCCUGGCUGUGUUCGCCUUAGGCCCCAAAAUUGCUAAGUCCGCCACUGGGUAUAGCCCUAUAAAGGUGUGUCAUUUUUCAUGGCUUGGCACGGGUUAAAUGUAGUUCCUGUCACGUUCUGGUUUUGCAGCGUCGUGUCGGCGACCCCAGAGAUGAGACCCAAUUACAAGUAAAAUGUUUAUUAUAAUAAAGAUUGCCGCCCUGCUGCGGCAGGAUAGCAACAGAUAGCUUGCACGUAGACAAACACAAUCACUGACAACGCUACGACAACUAAAAGAGCGCGCACCUGAACUAAAUAGGUGAGUGACUGAAACUAGAAGCAAGUGCGAGUGAUUAACGCAAAGCAGGAAAACACAACCGGGCAAGGCAGGAAGUGAAUACAAAAUAAGAGCAUGACAACAGGAACAAAGGCGUAAGAAAGGAACAUAAACACCCUGUCACGCUGGCUAACUCACAAAGCGUUCCAUGAUUUCUUAUGAGAUUAUUCUGAAUUAUAAAUGAAUUGUAACAAACUGGAGGUUGACCACGCAUGCAGUGUCACAGAAUGAGCUGUUCCGACCAUAGAGAAUCUACUGUAUCUGGAAAAGCUAUUAAAUCUAUUAAGUCUGUCUAAAAGAAUUGCAUUUUCUCCUGUGUGAAAUGGUCAUACAUUGCAUUUUUUUGCAUACAGAUUAUUUUAUUUUUGUAUUUUAAAAUUGUCAAAGAGAAAUUUGGAAUACAGGAAGUGAACAAAUGUAUUGCAGUUGAUGUGAAACGGAGAUUAGAACUAAAGCUUUGCUUCUACGUCCUCCUUUUUGGACAUGUGGGACUGUGAAUUGUACCAUGUGAUGUAUUACGCAUUACCAUUUCUCAAAUUGUGCUCUCCAAAAUUGUAAAUUUGAUUUUAAUUUGCCACAUCAUUAAUUCAUCUCACAUAUGUGUCGUAUUUAUUAUUUUUAAAACUGUUGCACAACAUUUAAAAUAAAAAAAAGCCUAGUACACAACAGUGAACUGACCUUGCAGUCAUUUUAAUGUCCACUGACAUUACAUAAUGAAUGUAAACCAUACACAAAUACAUUUAUGAAAACCUACAAAAGACAAUAUUGUUUCACCGUAGUAUAUGUCCAAUAGACCUUCAACAAAUGUCCUCUUACACAAACAGCAUUUGUGUCUCAUAUACAUCCUAACGAGAGGAUGCUGAUGAUGAUAAUGUCACUCAGUGUCCCUGCAUGACGUCCUCUGGCCGAGCUCACUAGAGGGGAACUUGAAGAGAAAACUGCAGCACUCUCAUUUCUGGGAACCAACAAGUUGCAAAUAUUUCCUUCACAGCAAGAGGAGCACACCUGGCAAAUCACAUGGCAUUCCUUUUAACGCUAUACAUAUCAGUCAGUGAGACUCAAAGUUUAGUUAAAUCCUACCAGAGAGCCAUCUUCAAUGACGUCAGCACAGCCUGUGAACAGACACUCUUCCAAAGUUACACACCGCUUGGUCACGGAGAUGCUGUCUCCAUGGCGAUCCAUCAUGUGGAUGGUGUAACAGUAUCUGGUAUCUAAAAGAUGCCAUGCGUUACUUCCCCAGAAUUUAUCUUUAUGCCUUUUUCAGAUGUUAUGAUACCUUUUGGACAGUAUACAUCUGGUGCCCAGCGGUUGCACUCGUAGUUAUCUGUAGCAUCUUGACAUGUGAAGCACUUGAAUCCUCCAGGAUGAGGCGUUGCUGUGGAAGCCAGACCGACAUUACCCUGAAUGUUAAUUUUUCACCCUACCAAGACAUUUCAUUCAAGGUGUUUGGAUAAGCUCACGAUAGAGAGAUGCUGAUCUGUAGAUUAUUUUAGCUUCUCUUUACAUUUUUCCUUUUUGCUCUAUUUUUCCCAUUUUUGCUCAGUUCUUUUGGUUUAAUUUUAUUUCUACAACUUACCACGGGCCAAUAAAACACAAGCUGUGGGCCGCAAAUGGC
This is a messenger RNA of Dunckerocampus dactyliophorus (ringed pipefish), 6011 nucleotides long. It is a transcript of the gene mmadhca, whose product is annotated as metabolism of cobalamin associated Da. Gene Ontology annotation, biological process: cobalamin metabolic process. NCBI's taxonomy places the organism in Eukaryota, Metazoa, Chordata, Actinopteri, Syngnathiformes, Syngnathidae. The record is from RefSeq and is a predicted model, not a curated record. The coding region runs from base 139 to 1137 and encodes 332 amino acids. Gene Ontology annotation, cellular component: mitochondrion. The transcript has 9 exons.